UCAUUAACAUAAUUCGAACACAGGACUGAGACAUUUCUCUAGAAUAAAAAUAAUAAAUAAAUCAAUACAUAUAAACAAAAAAAGAAAAUUAAGUAGAAAAAAACAAAAAAACGCAUAAAAAAAUAAACCCAUUUCCAUUGAAGCCCAGACUAGAGCUUCCUGAAAACAAACAAAUCCAAGGCACCCAACUUUGCAUCAAGACCAAAAAAAAAAAAAAAACAAAAAAAAAAAAGAAUUCUUUGGAAAAAUGUCCUCAAAGAAGCAAGCCCUUUUCAUAUCUUCUCUAAUCAUCCUCUGGUACUCAUCCAACAUUGGAGUCCUCCUCCUGAACAAAUAUCUGCUCUCCAAUUAUGGGUUCAGAUUCCCAAUCUUCCUCACAAUGUGCCACAUGUCUGCCUGUUCCAUCCUCAGCUACAUUUCCAUUGUCUUCCUCAAGAUUGUGCCCCUCCAGAUGAUAAAAUCUAGGUCCCAGCUCGUCAAGAUUGCAACUUUGAGCCUUGUCUUUUGUGGGUCUGUUGUUGGUGGCAACAUUUCCCUCAGAUACCUAGCGGUGUCCUUCAAUCAGGCCGUGGGUGCAACAACGCCGUUUUUCACUGCUCUGUUUGCGUAUUUGGCGACCUUUAAGAGGGAGGCUUGGGUUACGUAUGGUGCACUUGUGCCAGUUGUUACCGGAGUGGUGAUUGCUAGUGGGGGUGAACCAAGUUUUCACUUGUUUGGGUUCGUUAUGUGCAUAAGUGCGACUGCUGCAAGGGCCUUUAAGUCUGUUCUUCAGGGUAUCCUACUUUCCAAUGAAGGGGAGAAGUUAAAUUCAAUGAAUUUGCUGCUAUAUAUGUCGCCAAUUGCUGUUCUAGUUUUACUGCCUGCGGCACUUAUAAUGGAGCCGAGUGUCUUAGAUGUCACUUUAGAGCUUGGAAAGCAGCAUAAAUACAUGUGGUUACUUCUUGUGGUUAAUUCAGCAAUGGCCUAUUCGGCUAAUUUGUCGAAUUUCUUGGUGACCAAACAUACAAGUGCACUCACACUCCAGGUAUUAGGUAAUGCAAAAGGUGCUGUGGCUGUUGUUAUCUCUAUACUUAUAUUCAGAAAUCCGGUUACUGCUAUCGGCAUUGGUGGGUACACCAUAACUGUUAUGGGAGUUAUUGCAUAUGGAGAAGCAAAGCGGAGGUUUAGAUAAAGUUAUCCUUGUACUGACCAAAUUUAACCCAUUGUUCUUCCAGUAUUUUACUUGAAGAAGGUAGUGGAGAGAGUUAUCUGCAACUAGAUUCUUGGUAGAAAAAUUGUUUUGUUGAGAGAGAGAGAGAGAGAGAGAGUUAUUUCAUUGUGGUGUUGUAUUUAUUAUGUCGAAAGUUAAAAGGCGACCACAUUUUUCAAAAUAAUUCGUUGUUAUCAUCAUUUCCUAUCUUACACGGGAUAGUAUUGUAGUAUUAUAGUUUAUCAUUUUUUAUUUCCAUAUUAUUAUUAUUUUCUCAA
Ziziphus jujuba (common jujube) is the source of this 1467-nucleotide messenger RNA. Its product is annotated as UDP-URONIC ACID TRANSPORTER 1. The transcript is spliced from 4 exons. The coding region runs from base 248 to 1171 and encodes 307 amino acids. Gene Ontology annotation, molecular function: antiporter activity. Lineage: Eukaryota; Viridiplantae; Streptophyta; Magnoliopsida; Rosales; Rhamnaceae. Gene Ontology annotation, cellular component: Golgi apparatus. The record is from RefSeq and is a predicted model, not a curated record.